GAUGAGAAUGAAAAUUUCUUUAUUGUUGAUCGCUUAAAAGAACUAAUAAAAUACAAAGGCUUCCAGGUUGCCCCGGCCGAGCUUGAAGCCCUCCUGUUAACCCAUCAAAGCGUAGCUGAUGCAAGUGUUGUUGGUGUUUUUGUCGAAUCGGAAGCGACAGAGUAUCCUAUUGCAUAUGUUCACGUCAAACCAGGCGUCGAACAGACCGAUGAACUCAAGAAAGAUAUUCAAAAGCAUGUUGCAGAUAAUGCUGCACCAUGCAAGAAGCUGCGUGGAGGCGUCGUUUUUAUUGAUCAAGUGCCGAAGAGCGCGUCAGGAAAAAUCUUGAGAAAACAGUUGAGGGCCAGGGCCAGUGAAGAUUUUGCUAAGCUGAACCAAUGA
Paraglomus brasilianum is the source of this 381-nucleotide messenger RNA. The record is from the annotation of a GenBank genome assembly. NCBI's taxonomy places the organism in Eukaryota, Fungi, Glomeromycota, Glomeromycetes, Paraglomerales, Paraglomeraceae.